Molecule: messenger RNA, 996 nt
Organism: Chanos chanos (milkfish)
Lineage: Eukaryota; Metazoa; Chordata; Actinopteri; Gonorynchiformes; Chanidae
Gene: zp3f.2
Product: zona pellucida glycoprotein 3f, tandem duplicate 2
Exons: 9
Coding region: 1-996 (331 amino acids)
Biological process (GO): positive regulation of acrosome reaction; egg coat formation; binding of sperm to zona pellucida
Cellular component (GO): extracellular matrix
Molecular function (GO): acrosin binding
Source: RefSeq, a predicted model, not a curated record
AUGGCCUGCGCGUGGCACGGUGUAAUACUCUUGUCGGUUACGGUGGUAGUUUUGUCGAGUGACGAUAUCAAAAUAAAAUGUGGAAAAGACUCAGUAGAGGUUACAUGGCCAUUGAGCGAGGCUCUGGCUCAGGAGCCUUCCCGUCUUUUCCUUGGCAACUGUCAUGCAUCAAGCUAUUCUCGUUUGGAUGCCGGUGGAGGGGUGGCAACAUUUCACUAUCGAUUAACCGAUUGCCUUUUCAAACGAAGGUUCACAGGAAGUAAGAUGAUCUUUGAGAACCAGUUAACCCACAGGCCUCAAGCAAAGAUCAAAUCACCAGCCCUCUCCUUUCCGAUUAAGUGUGUUUAUGAAAGACCUGAUGGCUUGGAGUCUCCAUAUCUGAAACCAGUUGGUGAUAUAAAAGGACAUGGGGGGCUAGUCUUUGUCAUGGGGCUUCUUAAUAAGGAUCUAAAUGGACCUGCUCUCUCCAACUCCUUUCCUUUUGGCUCUUUCAUCCCCAUCUGGUUCGCAGUAGAACAGGAAGCCCACCAACCACUAAUCCUUCUCUUGGAGGAGUGUUUGGCCUCCACAAGCCCACAUUUGGGACCAGAGAGCCAGACCUACCCAGUCAUCACCAACAAGGGAUGUCUUGUUGACAGUGUGACUGGACACUCCAAGUUUCAUCCAAGAACCGACUCUUCUUCAAUAUUACUUUUACUGCAGACCUUCAGGUUUGCGGUUGGAGAGGACGUGUUUAUCCAUUGUAAGCUUUUGGCAUGGGAUCCCAAGGAUCUGAAUGAAAGCAAAAAGGCUUGCCAUUACAACAAAGAACUUGGAGGAUGGGAGCAUCUCGAUGACCCAUUCCAGAAUGGUCUCUGCAGGUGCUGUGAUUCAACCUGUAGAAAGCGAAAAAGGAGAGAACUUGAAUUUGAACCCCAGGGUCUGGUUCAGAAUGCUGUAUUGGGACCACUAAUUAUAACUGAAGCAUUGGACCAGGUGGACCAUGACGCAAGCUAG